UGCUCAAGCUGCUAUGCAUUACUGCAGACAGCUUACUGCAGUAUUUUUACGAUGACAUCAUCCCUUAUCCUUUUGAGGGAAGACCACGUGGUUCCUUGCCAGUAAUGCAACAAUUUGCGAAGCACGAAUUAACAACAAACGUUUUAUCCGUAAAUAAUUGGGCCAAUCUACCAAAAGAGAAGCCUGUCUAAACGAAAUUGUUAGUGUUAUUACUGUGUCAUUCGAGCCUGUUUUGCUUUAACGGAGCCUUUUAACAGUUGGAACGAAAGACGUAGAAUCUGAUUGGCCAAUGUCAAGGGAUACACAAAAAUAAACCAAUCAGCGUGUUUGGCAGAUUCAGGUGGUAAAUCCUGAUCCUGCCUCUGACUGUAACACGGCCCAGAGCUCUCCGCUCUCCCCUCAUAGUGUAUAUUUUAGCCCAGCCUCGGUUGCUUCCUUUCCCCUGUGCCGCCAUUAAAGCCCGUCAGCUUGGUGUUUGGAAAUCGGGAGAAGGAUAAAAAUGAUUUAGACCGUCAAACAGACGGCCGAGGGACGGGACCGGGGAGGGGGGUUCGAGCUCCGCGAUAUGUAUGGACCUUCAACUGCCAACUAAACGGCGCACCAAAGAAGUAAAUAUGCGGUUAGUAUCGGCCAAGUGAGAGAAGCCUGAGUUCGGAUUGGAGUGGGGUUCUCUGGUCUGGGGGGAAGCUCCUUUUCUUUUGGCUGCGGUGGGAAACUGAGGAGUGUAAACACAGCAAAGUGUACUGCUUGCUGUGUGAUCUCCUUAAGAGUGGAUCUGCCGAGCUGAGAAGCCCUCUGAACGGCAGGAAACCUCACUCGGCGGCGCGACGAUGACCGAGCUGGUUGCCAAGUGGGCCUGUGAAUACUGCACAUACGAGAACUGGCCGUCAGCCAUCAAGUGCACCAUGUGCCGCGCUCAGAGGCCCAGCGGGGGUGCCAUCAUUACUGAGGAGCCCUUCAAGAGCAGCCCUGCUCUGGAUGCCAGUCUGCACCAGUGGGACCCUGCAGGCCUCAGCAACAGCCCAUCCCAGGGGGGCUCCAGCUUACUUAUUUGCCCUGAUUCUAGUGCUCGACCCCGUGUCCGCAUUGCUGAUGUACCUGAGACUAGUAGUAAGUGGUCUUGCCACAUGUGCACCUACCUGAACUGGCCUCGGGCCAUUCGUUGCACCCAGUGCCUGUGCCAGAGACAGCAGGCUCAACAGCAGCAUGGGCAACAUGGAACCCAUCAAGGACAUCACACCCAGCAGCCACGCAGCCCCACAGAAUCACCCCAGACCUCAGGCUCUGGAUGCCGCCCUGCUCCCCAUGCUACCACUACAGACCCCUGUGAGGAAUAUAAUGACCGUAACAGGCUCAAUACUCAUGCACAGCACUGGACAUGCACUGCUUGCACUUAUGAGAACUGGGCCAAGGCACUAAAAUGUGUGGUUUGCGACCACCCUAGGCCAAAUAGUUUACUAGCUGAACCCAUUGAACUGGCAUCAGAGCCUGAGAGCCAACAACCUUCCUCAAAACUUAAUGAACAGGACAGGGACAACAGGAGGGGUGUUGUUGGGCAAGGAGUAGGGAGUGUGGUAGGUGGGCUUGGGGGAUGUAGCAGCAGCCAGAGGAGGUCACCCCCAACCUCAAAACGGGAGUCAGAGGUGAACAUGGACUUUCAAAGGAUUGAACUGGCAUCAGGCGCUGGGAUUGGAAGCAAAGAGGAGCUGGAGGUGGAUUUCAAAAAACUGAAGCAGAUUAAGAACAGGAUGAGAAGGACUGAUUGGCUAUUCCUCAAUGCCUGUGUUGGUGUUGUGGAAGGCGAUCUGGCAGCUGUGGAGGCUUACAAAUCAUCAGGAGGCGACAUUGCGCGACAGCUAACAUCAGACGAAGUGCACCUGUUAAAUCGGCCCUCAGCAUUUGAUGACGGUUUCACGCUGGUUCACCUCGCCAUCCGCUUCCAGAGGCAGGAUAUGCUGGCUGUGUUACUUACAGAGGUGUCCCAACAGGCAGCCAAGUGUAUUCCAGCCAUGGUGUGUCCCGAGCUGACGGAGCAGAUCCGUCGAGAGGUAGCAGCCUCGCUUCACCAACGCAAGGGAGACUUCACCUGCUAUUUCCUCACUGACUUGGUGACCUUCACACUGCCAGCAGACAUUGAGGACUUGCCCCCCGCCGUUCAGGAAAAAUUGUUUGAUGAGGUGCUGGACCGAGAUGUACAAAAAGAACUCGAAGAAGAGUCUCCUAUUAUAAACUGGUCCUUGGAGCUCGGGACUAGGCUGGACAGUCGCCUGUAUGCCCUGUGGAACCGCACGGCCGGGGACUGUCUCCUCGACUCCGUGCUGCAGGCCACUUGGGGCAUCUAUGACAAGGACUCGGUGCUGCGCAAGACCCUCCACGACAGCCUGCACGACUGUUCUCACUGGUUUUACACACGCUGGAAGGAGUGGGAGUCGUGGUAUUCCCAGAGCUUUGGCCUGCAUUUUUCACUGCGGGAGGAACAGUGGCAGGAAGACUGGGCUUUCAUCCUCUCCCUGGCUAGUCAGCCAGGAUCCAGCUUGGAGCAGACCCACAUUUUUGUUCUUGCACACAUACUUCGUAGGCCCAUUAUCGUCUAUGGAGUGAAGUAUUACAAAAGUUUCCGUGGAGAAACACUCGGGUACACCCGUUUUCAAGGUGUGUACUUGCCCCUUUUGUGGGAGCAGAGUUUCUGCUGGAAGAGCCCCAUCGCUCUGGGCUACACGCGGGGACACUUCUCAGCACUCGUUGCCAUGGAGAACGACGGCUUCGACAAUCGCGGCGCGGGCGCCAACCUCAACACAGACGACGAUGUGACCGUCACGUUCCUGCCGCUGGUCGACAGCGAGAGGAAGCUGCUUCACAUUCACUUCCUGUCAGCGCAGGAAAUGGGUAAUGAAGAGCAACAGGAGAAGCUGCUGCGGGAGUGGUUGGACUGCUGUGUGACGGAGGGCGGGGUCCUGGUGGCUCUUCAGAAAAGCUCCCGCCGCCGCAACCAUCCCCUUGUCACCCAGAUGGUGGAGAAGUGGCUCGACGGCUACCGGCAGAUCCGCCCCUGUGCCUCUUUGUCUGACGGCGAAGAGGAGGAAGAUGAUGAGGAUGAGUGACAAAACUGAAAUGGGGAAGGGGGGAGGGGGGGGAGGAGGUGGUGUUUUUGGGGUUGGGGGGGGCGGGACUCCUCCCCCUUCCUCUCUCUUACACUUUUUAUUUAGUUUUGUUUUCCUUUCCUGACACGGACAAACUGUGAAAACCUUCAGGAGAGGAUCGAGAACCACAAGCCCCCCCCCCCACCCACCUUCCACCUCCACAGAAGACACUGCUGCUCUUCUAGCACACGCAGGCACUCGGACUUCCACCGUAAACACAUUCGACACUUCACUCAGACCAACCUGAGACUGACAGACUCCACUGCUGCACAGCACAGAUUCGGGGACAAAAUACAGGUUUAUGAAUGCAAAUGACCUUCCGAUUUGUUUUUUUUUUUUUUCAAAUAUAAAGGAAAAAAGGAAUCUUUAUCCGUAGAUGUAAAUGCAUGUGGUUGUUUAAAAAAAGAGUAUAAGGAAAAUAUACCAGCAUUGACUCAGAUCAACACUUUAUAACUGUUCAGUGUGGGCACUGACAAAAGCACACUUCCAAAUUUAUCUUUUUGAUGUUUUUUCCAGUUGUACAAAAGUUGGCUUCUUUAGCUUUUUGUUUUUGAAUGGGCAGGGACAAAGCCAAUAAAUAUUGUUAACUUUAGACAACCAGAGAUUGUGUAAUAAUAAAUGACUUUAAUCCUUAAUGAUAAGCACUGCACAUUUAUUAAAACAUUUCUAUAUAAAUACAGUAUCAUUGCUUGAAUUAAGGUCAUAUAUGAAGCUCUUGAAAAGGGAGAUUUUUUUUCCCUUUACAAGUCAAAUCUACACUCAUUAAGGUUUAGCACACAGACGUUCAUGUUGGAUCUUGGGUUUACCUUUUUGCAGACUGAUUGAGAUGUGUGUGUGUGUGUGUGUGUGUGUGUGUGAGUGAGCGGUUGUGUGCAUGGUUUUUCCUUCUCUGAACUUACUCUACAUAUUUAUUGUUUGGAAACAUAUUUGAGCUAAUAAGAGCUUUCUGUAUAUUUUUUUCUCCUUUUUUGUGGUUUUGUUAAUUAUUCUCUCAAUCUUGAUGAAGACAUGUUGCACAGAAACACUUGCUGAGAGGAAAGACUCAAUCAUGACCAUCAAUGAAAAGUUUACUUGCGUUGUUGUGCGGGAUUUAGUACCUCAUCCGGAUGCCUAAAAUCUGGUGCUUUUUUUUUGGGCAGGCGAGUGUUGGAAUGAGACGCGUUCAGUGUUGACGUAAACCCCGGAGCCACACACGUCUCAUCUACUUUCUUUAUAUCCUUCUAGCAUUUGUUGUCAAGUUCACCCUCAUGGUACACAUCAAGUUCACCUCCUCUUUAACGUCUGUUGUCAUUAUGUGAAAGCAUCUUAAGUUUUUUGAUUAAGGCUGUUGUGAGAGGCUGCAACAUAUAAAACCAAAGCUGACAGGGAAAAAAAAGAGAAAAAACAUGAGUUGUCUUUACUUUUUUUUUUGUUUGUUUUUUUUGUUUUGCUGUGAAUGUUUGCGUUUUGUUUUUCUUCCCCUUGUGUACUGUAACCUCUUUCGUGUUUCAUUCAAGUCAUACACGUUUUGGAGCACCACCUGUAUGUUGCUUUGUAUUUAUGCAAUAGUUGCAGUUGUGACUAUGAUGGUUUGUGGAUUUAGGCCUGACUUCACUAUAUGGAGUGUAACGCAAAGAACAGGCAAAAUAAGGAAAAAAAAAAAAAAAAAGAAAUUAAAGAAAACCUUUUUGAAUGUCCAACUAAA
This is a messenger RNA of Scatophagus argus, 4824 nucleotides long. RefSeq names its product zinc finger, RAN-binding domain containing 1b (gene zranb1b). Gene Ontology annotation, molecular function: K63-linked polyubiquitin modification-dependent protein binding; cysteine-type deubiquitinase activity. The transcript is spliced from 10 exons. NCBI's taxonomy places the organism in Eukaryota, Metazoa, Chordata, Actinopteri, Scatophagidae. The record is from RefSeq and is a predicted model, not a curated record. Bases 831 to 3101 code for a protein of 756 amino acids. Gene Ontology annotation, biological process: cytoskeleton organization; protein K33-linked deubiquitination; positive regulation of Wnt signaling pathway. Gene Ontology annotation, cellular component: nucleus; cytoplasm.